Molecule: messenger RNA, 1023 nt
Organism: Mycena citricolor
Lineage: Eukaryota; Fungi; Basidiomycota; Agaricomycetes; Agaricales; Mycenaceae
Source: the annotation of a GenBank genome assembly
GCCGCGCCGCAUUUCCUCGCCUCCUGCUUCCCGAUCACUUGUCAGCCAGCCACCGACUUUGGGGCCCUGUCCUGCCUCCGACAUCUGCGAAUGUCGCUUUUUUGUUGCGAUCACGCUUGACUACGAUGGAUUCGAGUGCAUGUCUCGCUCUCACACGGGCCCUGCCACCGCCUAGGAUGUUUUUGUUCAUCCAAUCCUGUUUCCGCGGCGCUUUUGGGUCCUCUGUGGUGAUAUCUGCUCGACACUUCUCUCGUCCGUCUCCUUCCCUGAUGGUAUCCUCGCCCAUGGCGUUUUCACUGCCACACGAACGAGCUGCAUUUCUGGCGCCAGUCGACGCUCAGCCGGGGAAAGACCCGAUGUGACAAUUCGGGUAUGCAUGGGUGGAACCGCUUGCGCGCCAGCGGAACCGGCGGCAGGAGCUCGAAGAGUGUCUUGCGCGGCAUUUCAGCGAUGAGACGAGGGCUGGUUCAGCUGGCCUCCUGAGAGUCCAGAAUGUUACCGGCUGGAUAGGCGGUCUCGGCAGCAACGAGAUCAGCGUCCAGUGCACCUGCAGUUAGGGCGGUCACAUCGAUUGGCCGUUUAAUCGAUUCGGGCAGUAUCAGGAGUAGCGGGAGGAGCAGCAGAAGGAGGAGCAUCGGCGGCGGCAGUGGCAGCGCGAGGAACAGCUUGACUUACCAGAUGUCGAAGAGAUGCCGCAGCAACGAACUAUCAGCAGCAGCCCCCGCAGUCGCAGUCGCAGGAACGAAUCAGUGGAACUGUUACCGCUACCGCUGGUGGUUGGCGGCGGGGCGUCUUGACUCGCAUGACGCCCGGGACGUCAUGAUGCGUGGGCUGGCGGCGGAGGAUCCGAGGCUGCGUGAGCAUUGAUGUACACAUCAAAGGUCGGGUCGCAGCGACAUCCGAUAGGUGGUCCUUCUUCAUUUUCGAUGUACGGUGUGCCACUCCUCAGGGAAAUGCGGUUCCCAGCGAAAUGAAACUGGUUGUUCACAAACGCUUUCGUGUGGAUGGUUUGAAGAAACGCGG